This is a messenger RNA of Suricata suricatta (meerkat), 7829 nucleotides long. It is a transcript of the gene WWP1, whose product is annotated as WW domain containing E3 ubiquitin protein ligase 1. The record is from RefSeq and is a predicted model, not a curated record. Lineage: Eukaryota; Metazoa; Chordata; Mammalia; Carnivora; Herpestidae. Gene Ontology annotation, molecular function: protein binding; ubiquitin protein ligase activity. Gene Ontology annotation, biological process: ubiquitin-dependent protein catabolic process. The transcript is spliced from 25 exons. The coding region runs from base 288 to 3029 and encodes 913 amino acids.
UACUUAAAUGCUAAUAUAUUAGAAUCUUUAAUGUAUUAAAAAACAAUCAGGAACCCUUUAGUGUGAACUUAACUUUGGGUCAUGAUAUCUUAGCAGUGCAUUGCCGAAGAGCUCUAACUUCAUCAGCAGACUUGGAUUGGGCCUGACAUUAAGAAGCUUUGUGUCCCUGAGUUUGUCUCCUCACUAGACUAUGAGCUCCUUGAAAGAAGGAAUCCUGUCUUACUCAUCUUUAUAUCCCCAGUGUCUAGCACAGUUCCUGGUACAUAGUUUAAGCUGAAUAUUGGGACAUGGCCACUGCUUCACCACGGUCUGAUACUAGUAAUAACCACAGUGGAAGGUCACAGUUACAGGUAACUGUUUCUAGUGCCAAACUAAAAAGAAAAAAGAACUGGUUUGGAACAGCAAUAUAUACAGAAGUAGUUGUAGAUGGAGAAAUUAAGAAAACCGCAAAAUCCAGUAGUUCUUCUAAUCCGAAAUGGGAUGAACAGCUAACCGUAAAUGUGACCCCACAGACUACAUUGGAAUUUCGAGUUUGGAGUCAUUAUACUUUAAAGGCAGAUGCUUUAUUAGGAAGAGCAACAAUAGAUCUGAAACAAGCUCUGUUAAUACACAAUAGAAAAUUGGAAAGAGUGAAAGAACAAUUAAAACUUUCUUUAGAAAAUAAGAAUGGCAUAGUGCAAACUGGUGAAUUAACAGUUGUGCUGGAUGGAUUGACAAUUGAGCAAGAAAAUCUAACAAACUGCAACUCAUCUCCAACCAUAGAAAUACAGCAAAAUGGUGAUGCCUUACAUGAAAAUGGAGACCCUUCAGCAAGACCAGCUUCCAGGUUGGCUGUUGAAGGUACUAAUGGAAUAGAUAAUCAUACACCUACAAGCACCCUAGUUCAAAACUCAUGCUGUUCAUAUGUAGUUAAUGGAGACAACACACCUUCAUCUCCGUCUCAGGUUGCUGCCAGACCCAAAAAUACACCAGCUCCAAAACCACUCACAUCUGAGCCUGCCAAUGACACUGCUAAUGGAGAAUCAUUCUCAUCUGCACCAAAUGAGAACGCUUCCACCACGAGCACUGUAAUAGUAUCUGAAGAAACCGCCUUGUCUUCAAAUUGCACUAAUACUACUGUUGAAGAUCCUCCAGUUCAAGAAACACUGACUUCCUCAGAAAACGAUGAAUGUAUUCUUUCUAAUAGUGCAGCAUCUGGAUCUGAAGCUAGAAGUUCUUUAGACCCUGCCACCUCUAACUCUGGAAGUAGUUCUGCUUUUGAGGCAGCCAAAUUAAGACAGCCAGAUGGGUGUGUGGAACCUGUACGGCAACAGUCUGGAAAUGCCAGCACAGAAACCUUGCCAUCAGGGUGGGAACAGAGAAAAGAUCCUCAUGGUAGAACCUAUUACGUGGAUCAUAACACUCGGACGACCACAUGGGAGAGGCCGCAGCCUUUACCUCCAGGUUGGGAAAGAAGAGUUGAUGAUCGUGGACGAGUUUAUUAUGUGGAUCAUAACACCCGAACAACAACCUGGCAGCGGCCUACCAUGGAGUCUGUUCGAAAUUUUGAACAGUGGCAGUCUCAGCGGAACCAAUUGCAGGGAGCUAUGCAACAGUUCAACCAACGAUACCUCUAUUCGGCUUCAAUGUUAGCUGCAGAAAAUGACCCAUAUGGACCUUUGCCACCAGGCUGGGAAAAAAGAGUGGAUUCAACUGACAGGGUUUACUUUGUGAAUCAUAACACAAAAACAACCCAGUGGGAAGAUCCAAGAACUCAAGGCUUACAGAAUGAAGAACCCCUGCCAGAAGGCUGGGAAAUCAGGUAUACUCGGGAAGGCGUUAGGUACUUUGUUGAUCAUAAUACAAGAACAACAACAUUCAAAGAUCCUCGCAAUGGGAAGUCAUCUGUAACUAAAGGUGGUCCACAGAUUGCUUAUGAACGCAGCUUUAGGUGGAAACUUGCUCACUUUCGUUAUUUGUGCCAGUCUAACGCACUACCCAGUCAUGUAAAGAUCAAUGUAUCCCGGCAGACAUUGUUCGAAGAUUCCUUCCAACAGAUUAUGGCAUUAAAACCCUAUGACUUGAGAAGACGAUUAUAUGUAAUAUUUAGAGGAGAAGAAGGACUUGAUUAUGGUGGUCUAGCAAGAGAAUGGUUUUUCUUGCUUUCACAUGAAGUUUUGAACCCCAUGUAUUGCUUAUUUGAGUAUGCUGGCAAGAACAACUAUUGUCUACAGAUAAAUCCAGCAUCAACCAUCAAUCCAGACCAUCUUUCAUACUUCUGUUUUAUUGGCCGCUUUAUUGCUAUGGCACUUUUUCAUGGGAAGUUUAUUGAUACUGGUUUCUCUUUACCAUUCUACAAGCGUAUGCUAAGCAAAAAACUGACUAUUAAGGAUUUGGAAUCUAUUGAUACAGAAUUUUAUAACUCCCUUAUCUGGAUAAGAGAUAACAACAUUGAAGAAUGUGGCUUAGAAAUGUACUUUUCUGUUGACAUGGAAAUUUUGGGAAAGGUCACUUCGCAUGACCUGAAAUUGGGAGGUUCCAAUAUCCUCGUGACCGAGGAGAACAAAGAUGAAUAUAUUGGUUUAAUGACAGAGUGGCGUUUUUCUCGAGGAGUGCAAGAACAGACCAAAGCUUUCCUUGAUGGUUUUAAUGAAGUUGUUCCUCUUCAGUGGCUACAGUACUUUGAUGAAAAAGAAUUGGAGGUUAUGCUGUGCGGCAUGCAGGAGGUUGACUUGGCAGACUGGCAGAGAAAUACUGUAUAUCGACAUUAUACAAGAAACAGCAAGCAAAUCAUUUGGUUUUGGCAGUUUGUGAAAGAGACAGACAAUGAAGUAAGGAUGCGACUAUUACAGUUUGUCACUGGAACCUGCCGUUUACCUCUAGGAGGAUUUGCUGAGCUUAUGGGAAGUAAUGGGCCUCAAAAAUUUUGCAUUGAAAAAGUUGGCAAAGACACCUGGUUACCAAGAAGCCACACCUGCAACACUUACCAGCACCACCAAAUUGAGUCCACGAAUGGAUCACAGGCACAGCAGUUUCACCAAGCAGAUUAGGUCUCUUCCAAGGAAAGCAGCUACAAGUCUGUUUUGUUCUCAGUACUGCCUAGGCAGGUAAAGCCGAAAGAGUUAAUAAACCUUUUAUGUCUUGCAGUCUUCAGUUAAUCAGCCACGUUGUAUCUUCAAAACCGGGUAAGGUGGUGUGUGUCAAAGUACCAUUAGGCAAUUUUGCUUUUGUUAAAAAUGACCCCUGGCUAGGUUAAGUUGCAUCUGGACUGGGAGAUCUCCAGACACUUGAUAGGAAAAUGUACCUUUGGAUUUCCCAGAGAAACCAACAACUGAUGUCCCUUAUGAGGUCCCUGAGCUGUCACCAAGGGAGAUGAUAGUUCUUGGAGUUGUGUGGAUGCUCUGCUGCACGGACUGCUGCUGUAAGGUCAUUUUCUGAAAUGUAAGGAGCCCUGACAUGGACCUGCUGGCUGGCUCUGGUUCCUAUCCAACACCCUUCUGAGUAAACUGGGGCCAAAUUAAGGCUUUUGCAGACUUUGAGUGUUUGGUUUAACCUAAGAAGAUCCCCUGGUGUAACCUGCAGAAGUAAAAAAUGAUGAGAAAAACAGGUCUUAUAACACCAAGUUUUCUAAAUCUGUUGAAUUUAAAAGCCAAACUUAAGAUAUUAACGGGGAUUUGAUCUGUCUUAAGGGAAAAACCAUUAUCAGAGCAGCUUACGAAGGCUCCUUUGUACCAAGUGUAUUCUCCUCAGUCACAGGACAAAACCGUAUUCACUGCUCUCAGGGCGGUGCCAUGGACCAGAACAGGGUGUUCAUCAAAAUGGCUUACCGGCCCUCGCCACAGCCGUCCGCCCUCCUAGUGUUCUUCCCAGCAGUGCCCGGGCACACAGUCCAAAGUAAGUUGUGUGGCGAGGGCCCCAUGAAAGCAAAAAAUACCCUCCCAUAUAAUGUAGCACCAACAACAUAUACAUCAACAAGUGGGAUAUCCUAAAUUCCAAAAUUUCUCUCCCUAAUUUCAGCCAAGAACUCAGACGAUACCAUUUAAAAAUAUUUUAAAUCCUUUGUAUGUUCUCUUCACCACAACUCCAUAAGGUUGGUGUGUUUUUGCUUUUUCUAUGUUGUAGUGAUGCUUAUAGGUAAAGUACAUCUGAAAGAAGUCAUUUUCACCAAGUCCAUAGCUAGUUCAUAGUCUAUGAUUAAACGGGAACAUUUUGCUAACAAGUUAACAGAGCUUUCAGAUUUAGUAGCCACUAUUUAAAUCCAGAUUUAUUCUCAAUCCUCAAAAGAAGGAAAGUAACACAUCCACAAGAGGUAAUUAUAACCACCCAUAGCCCAUGUCUCUAAUAGGUUCAGAAGAUAAUACUGCAAACAUCUAUUCACAUGUAUGUGGGUAAAUCAGCAUCUCAAACUAGCAAUCACGUCUGGAACACACCCAAGAACAGUAAAGUGAAGACUGCACAGGAAAGAAUAAUUGGGUCCUAGGGUUUUUCCCCAAAAGAAGUAAUAGGUCUCACUGGGGGUGAGGAAAUGCCAAGAACCACUACAAAGCCUGGUGAAUCAGACUCCUGGGAAGUCAAAAGGUAGAGACCAAUUGCACACAAUCAGAAUCUUAGGAACCGCACCACAUCUUGGAGAAGGGAGCGUAUCCCUUAUUAUUAGAAGAAAGAUGAUAUAACUUGUACCUAUUGUUCACAGGAGCCAAAGAUUGGAAACAGCCAAAAUGCCCUUCAGUGAAUGGUUAAAUAAAUGGGUACACUAAAUAUAGUGAAAUAUAACCAACAGUACAAAGGAAUCAACACUGACUAGCUUUAGACAGAUCUCAAAGGAAUUAGGUUCAAUGAAAAAAGCCAAUUCUCAGAAGAUCACAUGCUAUGAUUCCAUUUUAUGACCUUGAAAUGACAAAAUUAUAAAGGACAGAUUAGUGGUUGCCAGGACUAGGGAGGUGGUAGGGAGGGAAGGUGGCUGUGUGUGACCAUAAAAGGACAGCACUAGAGUUUUUUGUGAUUUGGUGGAACAUUUCCAUAGCUUGACUGUAGUGUCAGCUAAAAACCUACAUGGGACAUAAUUACACAGAACACACACAAGUGAGAGCAUUUAGAAGUAAAAUCUGAAUCCGGUAUGUGGGCUAUGCCAGUUUCCUGGUUUUGCUAUUGUACUGUAGUUUUAUGUUACUGAGGAUCGCUUUGCAUUUCCCCUGCCAACAUUCUAUGAAUCUAUACACAGCAAAAAAAAAAAAAUUUUAAUGGCACUAUUAAAUAUCAGACCCCCACCCCCAAAGGGCUUUAUUACUGAAAGGCCUUUCAUUUUGCAUAAACUACUUAACGGAAGUUAUCCUUGAAUGGAUCAAAACCUCACUUCCCAUUUGAUUACUAGGUAUAGCUAGUAACUACACACACACAUCACACCUUCAGAAAAUUUUGAAAAUCUCUAUAAUGAAAAAACUGAAAAUGAGAAAAUUUCAGAUGAAAAUGCUCAAAACAAAAAAUUCUUUAACAUACUAUAUGGAUAUGAGUUAAAUAUAAUAAGUAACUUCAGAUACCAAAAAAAAAAAUCCAAAUUAGAAAUUCAAAAACUCAGAACUGGACAAACUACAUGAAAAUGUGAAACGCCUGCUGACUGGAAUCAGAAAAAAAAAUGGAAGAAGAAAACAUUUGAGAAGAAACGUAUCAGAGGAAGAAAGCAAAGAACAUGGAAGGAAUAAGGGACAUGGAAGACAAAUUCAAACAGUCAAGAAAAUGAAACAAGUAAAAAAAAAUCAGAGAGAUAUAAGCAAUUAGGCAAAGAUCUUACAUAUAAUUAAAAUCGCUGAAAAAAAGAUGGAAAAGUGACUGUCAGAGUGUGCUAAUGCAAAUCUUGAAUAAGGGACCAUCGAAGAUGACUGGCCUCUUCAAGAUGUCAAUGAAUGAUGUGAAGAAAAAAAAAUGGGAGAACUGUUCUAGAUUUUUAAAAACUAAGGCAAAAAAUCAAAUGCAAUGUAUGACUGAUUAGAUCUUGCUUUUUUAAAAGUGUAAGACAUUCUGUGACAUUUAAGAAAAUCUGAAUACAGUUGUAUAUUAGAUGUUAAAAGAAUUAUUGUUAACCUUUUGUUGUGAUAAUGGGGUUUGUUUAAAGGAUGUCCUUAUUCUGAGACAAUGCAUGCGGAAAUAUCUAGGGAUGAAAUACGCUGUCUACAAUUAAUUCCAAAACUUCAGAAAUAUAUAUAGAUAUAUGAAUAUAUAUACACAAAUAAGUAAAAUACAGCAAAAGAUUAGCAACUGGAGAUGUUUUCAAGUUCAAACAUACACAUAUAUCCUGGUUGUACCCAGUCCAGACCCACAGAGUUCACCGUAACAGUACAAUCCCCAAAUCCUUUGGGGAAAACUCGUCUAUGCAUAUACUCUUGAUUUACCUAAGUAACAUCCAAGAUCAUCCUUUUUAUAAAACAGUUCUGCAGUGGUGGCACCCCAGCCUCAAGCUGCACUUUAAAAUGUCUUCAUUUCUAUUUCACCCUUGAGUUCUACGUUCUUUUCACCGCAUUAGGGAACAGAAUUUGGGGUUGUCUAGUGACAAAAAUCAGUCCUCCACUUGUAAUUCUAUGCCGUAUUAAAAAAAAAGAAACCACUCCCAUUUUUCAUUCUCUCCUGACUUGAGGUUUUUCCUUAGAGAAAAAGGAUCUGGUUCCAAGAUCCAUCACUUAACUACUUUAUACCAAGAACCCUCAACAUCCUAACCUCCUAAUUUUCACUGCACCUUCUCUGCAAGAUCUCAACUUUGCAUCAGUCCAACUUGACAAUGCACUCCCCCAUGCCACCUCUCACACAGAACUUUCUUUUCUUGAUUCUCCAUUCUGAUGUGAUCCAGCCUCCCUUAGAAGUCUUACACCAUUUUGUAUUGCUGGUGUCCUAAGUGCACAACAUUUCUGCCUCUGAGCCAGGGAGAUGUCAUUACCACUCAAACAGUAAUUAUUUCUUUUGCCUUGUUACCUGUGAAGAAACGGGAUUUUGUAUAUUUACUUUGUUAGUCUCAUUAAUGAAAGAAAAAUAGCCAUAGAGCACAUGUAUGGUUUAUGUAUUAUUUAUGUAUUAUCUUUGUAAUGUGAUGAAAAGGCAGUGUUUCUUAGAUGUGCUUUCUUCUCUGACAAAUUCUCAUUUCUUGUCAUUGAAGCCUGUAAGCAACUGAGCAGCUUCUGUCUGUAUCUAAAAUGGAAAAAUACAUGUUAUAAAUAAACAGCACAGCAGAGAUAUCAACUUGUGAAAUCCAAGUUCAUAAAGUGGGCUGUGGUUUGUUUCUAAAAAGUUCCCCAAAACCAGGAUAGCACAUUGUAAAAAAUUUAACGGUGACUGGGUAAGACUUUUUCCAUUCGCUGCCUUUUGUUUCAGAAAUCUUAUUUGAUCUGUCAUGUAUGUCAAACAGGAAUAAGGCAGCAAGUAACCUCAUAACAUCUGUUAAUAGUAACUGAGCAUUUGCAUACAGAAAUUAAUGGAAAUGUUAAUGAAUUCACAUUUGAAAUGAACACUCUUGUUUUCAACAGUAUGCAUUUAGACAAAUUAUAUUUUUAAAGAAGUUCUUAAUUCCUGUUUAAUAGUGCCUCAAUAGAAACCUAUCUGCCUUAAUUUACUGGAGAUGUGUUACCUGCUUAUCCUCCUCUGUGUGUGCUGGAUAGUCCUUGGCUUUCAUUAGCCAGAAGGCAGCAAGCUUUUUGUUGUGUAACUUCAAAUAUGUCUUUCCUAAAAGAAGCAAAUUUUUGCUGUAGAAGUUUGGAUCCACUGUACAGAAGAAAGAAAAGUUUAUCUCAGAUGACAUAAUAUUGCUCUUUUAAAGGCUUAAUUUUUUCAGUCUAAAUUCCAAUAAUAAAUUUGUGUGGUCAAUAAAA